Molecule: messenger RNA, 396 nt
Organism: Paramecium tetraurelia
Lineage: Eukaryota; Ciliophora; Oligohymenophorea; Peniculida; Parameciidae
Exons: 2
Source: RefSeq, a predicted model, not a curated record
AUGAAGAGUAUCUUAUUGAUAACACUAUUGGCCAUCACUUUUGCAGCAGAUCCUGAGUAAUGCUUAAAAGAAAGAUGUCCAAAUGAAUAUGCAGCCUGUCAAAAAGAAGUGUUUGGUUGUGCAUCUGCUGCCAUGAAAUGUAAGAACUAAUGUGGUGGUGAUGAUGCUGAAUGUAUGUUAAAUUGUGCCUUGGCUUCCAAGAAUGCCAAACUUAUAGCAUUAGCAGAAUGUGGACAUGAAAAUUGCUAAGAUGUUGCUUUCACUUAUUGUGAUAUUUAAAUUUGUGUGGAAUCAUUCAAAUCUGAAUGCAUGACAUCAUAAGGACUCAAAGCAUACUAAUGUGCUGCUACUUUCCUUUAAAGACAUUCAGAAUGCCAUUGCAUAACCGAACUUUGA